UGAAAUCUCUCUUUAGCUCCGCGGCUAGCGAGGGAAACGGCGACGUCAACGAGUCUGGAGAACAAGAAUUUCCAUUUAAAACUAAUUAAAAGUAAAACCGCUUUUCCCCUAGAUCUAAGGAGAACACUUUGACUCGAUUUUGAUGAUACAGCCGUUUCUUCUACUACAACUUAACGUUAACGUUACAGUAUUUUCUUCCGAAAAACGCGGCAGCUGGGCUCGAUUGCGGUGACUAGACUAACAUUUGAAAAACCGACGCUCGCUUCCCUUCAGACGUCAAGAUGGCUUUUGUUUCAAGUUUUCAUUUGGAGUAUACCAGCCUAUCUCACUCUUAUACCACCUCAACAUGCCUUUCCUUUCCUUCUGCUGUUUCAACAACUCCUUCAAACAGAAAUAAGUGGUGUUUUCUUCAGGACAGCACAGUUGGCGUUAACACCGCGGUCAAUAUGGACGCUGAAGCUAUUUACGCGAGCCGGGUUGGACUCAACGCAGCCUAAACGAUAUGGACACUUCAAUUUCCCCCGGAGAAUAUUUAUCUGUAUUUAUGGAUGGUGUCAAGGGCUGAAAGGAAUGAGAAACGGAGCGUUUUAUGUUUUUCGUAGCUAACAUUUAGCCAUACAUUAAGCUUGGUAACUUACUAAUUUAGCUGCGUUAGCCAGCUAAGCCUUAUAAAGCCAUCUAAAACUGAUCUGUAUAUUAGUGACAUUCAGAGACAUUUAAACCUACCACUCUAAACUCGAGCACUUUUAUGCAAAUUAAGUCUAAACAGUGUUUAACGUGCUGCCGCUUAUAAAGCAAGUAAGUUACCUAGUUAAUAGCUUAUUCUGUUUUUUGUUUAGUCUAUGUAGUUCAACGCAUUUCAUAUUUUUCAGAAGUAUGAGCACACAUGGACACUUUUCUCAAGGGGACACGCGAUCCCGCGCUGACAGCUCGUGGAUAAACGUGUUCUCGGUAGUUUCCAGGCCUGCGUGGGCUCUCAUGCAGCGGUAUUUCCCCGCAAAAAUGCAAACAGCUUUUGAAAUGAAGUCAAAUCUAGAUAUUGGAAACUCUCUGGCCCCUCUAAAUGUUGCAUAUCUCCAGUGCCAGCAUGAACCCGCACCGGGCGCGUCCUCCAGAGGCCCGGGGGCUCCUUCCUGGUUCACGCGCGAUUCGUUGAGUGAGCUGGGAAUUCAGAGCGCUUCCCAGAAAGAUUUCAGUCUUCAAAAGCAAGCGUCGGCCGGAUACCUCGGAACAGCGAGAAACUUUAUCAGCCAGGUGUUGCAGAACGCGCUGGAAAAAAGGCGCGCGGGCGGUGAGCGCGCCAAACCGGAAAGCGGAUGCGAUUUGGGCCCGGAUACGCUGUCCGUGCGAACCACUAACAGCUGGUGGUGGGGUGGGUUUUGGGAGGCCGAUGACAGACCUCCAAACUGGCUGCUAAACGAAGCACAAAGCAGAAAAGAGACUGAUACGAGCUGGCAGCAUUGUGGAGAACAUCACAGUGUCGGCUAUUGUCAAAGCCGCUCGCGCGCGACCUUUGCCGUGACGACUGAAUUGUGUGUCUGCAGCGAUGAUGUGCCAUCAAUGCACAACGAAAGCGCUGGACCCUUGUGCUCCAAAGAGCUGACCCACAAUGCAUGCCUAUCAAAAUCCCUCCCAAACUCAUACAAGCUUCCACUAGAUGUAGAGCAGCAACUGCUAGUUUGUAGUAGAGCCUACAAUGAGGUGGCAAUUCUGACUCCAGAUCAAGAUAAUGGCUACUCCAGCUUGGAGGAAGAACACUCAAAUAGUAAGCUUCACAUGAAGCUGCUCUCCGAGGAACAGGAGGUGUCAGAAACGGCCAGCCCUGGUGCCUCCGAGGACGGCUCAUCUCAUACUAACACUACAGUGAGCGAGUUUAAUAGUGAACCUGUCAAUUUUGAGGAAGAAAUUAAGGAAAGAGAGGAAGAGGACUCUGAAAAGAUAGCUGAAACAGUUCCGGCUGCUGAAAGUGUGCACUUUUUGGCCACUUCUCAAUGUCAAAACAAGGUCAUCGCUUACAUCAUGGGUAGCCCUUGCAGCGGCGAAUCCGAGUCGGAGGAUGAUAGUGAUUGGGACAGUAAUGAUGAUGAUGGCUUUGACAGUGAAGGCUCGUCCAACUUCUCAGAAGACCUAGAUGACAGCGAUGAUGAAUCCGAGGAAGAUUCGGAUGAAGAGGAGGGGGACUCUGAGACCGAGAGGCUGUGGAAUUCUCUGUGCCAAAACGGGGAUCCUUAUAACCCGAGGAACUUCACAGCUCCCAUAAGGACUGCAGCCAAGCCAAGCUCUGUGUUUACAGUCUCUUCGGUCUCAGAGUCUCCGCCAGUGCAUAUGCCCUCCAAGCUUUCGCCGCCUCCAUCGUCGCCCUCACUGUCCGAGAAUGAGUCCAGCGAAGACGCCUGCGAGAUGGAUGAGGAAGAGAAUCUGAGGUUGUGGAAUUCUUUUAGCUGCUCAGCAGAUCCCUACAGCCCUUUCAACUUCCAGGCUCCCAUACAGACUUGGAAAACCUCCAAAGGAUGCCGGAAGGAGAAAGUGCCUGGAACCCCAUGCUACAAGAGAGAGGAGGCUGAGGAGAGGCUGGACAGUGGAUUCUCAGAGAUUUCUCCUGUGCCAUGCUCAAGCAGUGCCAUAGCCAUUCAGCUGAAAAAGGUGACGUUUGUAGAGGAUGUCGAGGAGUUCUAUGCCAGCAGUGAUGAGGACCGUCGUGGACCCUGGGAGGAGAUCGCCAGGGACCGCUGUCGAUUUCAGCGCCGCGUUCAGGAAGUUGAAGAGACUAUCAGCUACUGCCUUUCUCCAACUUUCCGUCUGGACAUUUUUCAAAGACUACACAAUACUAGCUAAUUAAAAGCCUUGCUUGUUGUUGGACAGUAAGUUAAAUGUUCAAAGGGCUCACAAGUCACAAAUCCAAGGAGCUCGAUGGUUCCUGCCAGGGAGGGACACCUCACUUGAGUCUGAUGAACUGUUUUGUGCUGAGUGUCGUGUGGAUUCCAGACAUAUGCAUUUUGUUUUGUUUUUUUCUUUGCCACAAGUCACGCUGUCCUUUCUAGUCCUCAAUACAAUACUUUCAUUUUAAAGAG
Messenger RNA from Carassius gibelio (silver crucian carp), 3071 nucleotides. RefSeq names its product protein phosphatase 1 regulatory subunit 15B. Gene Ontology annotation, molecular function: protein phosphatase regulator activity. The transcript has 2 exons. The record is from RefSeq and is a predicted model, not a curated record. Bases 877 to 2835 code for a protein of 652 amino acids. Gene Ontology annotation, cellular component: protein phosphatase type 1 complex; endoplasmic reticulum. Gene Ontology annotation, biological process: response to endoplasmic reticulum stress. NCBI's taxonomy places the organism in Eukaryota, Metazoa, Chordata, Actinopteri, Cypriniformes, Cyprinidae.